AUGGAUAUUUCCAGGAAAAUAUUUGGAAGGUCGUUGUUUCGGUUAAUAAUGAAGAUGACAUUCUAUGGACAUUUUGUUGCGGGUGAAAAUGAAGCCAGUAUUCAACCAUUAAUUAUGCGUCUCAAGAAGUAUGGAGUGAAGUCAAUACUUGACUAUAGUGUUGAGAAGGACAUACAAGAAGAUGAGGCCGUCCAGAUAGUGAAAAAAAGCUUAAGUGAAGUGUUACAAACCCCCGAAAAACGACCAGAGGCAGCCACUAAACAGUAUCAAAUCAGUGUUCGGUUCGCCAAUCGUACGGAGCAGGUUGUUGGGGCUCGCUCGUACUUUUAUCAGUCUGAAUAUCAGUGUGACCAUAAUAUGGAGACAUUUAUGAAAUGUAUUGAUGUUUCUUCAAAAUACGGUGAAGAUCGUGGUUUUACUGCAAUUAAACUUACAGCACUCGGACGACCCCAACUUUUGCAACAAAUGUCUGACUUUUUAGUGCAAAUGAAACGACUGUUCUUCUUACUUACCAAAGCGGAUAAUGGACAGAAAGGUGGACUUGCAUCGCUUGAUCUAGACAAUUUUCGUAAAAAACUGGAAGCAUUAGGCGUGAAAAUUGCAUAUGAUGAAGAAGUUAAGUGGUUUACUUUGUUGGAUGUCUCUGGAGAUGGUGUUUUAGAUUUACUUGAUUGGAGUCACUUAAAGGCUUUUGAAUACGACCUUGCAAGUCUGUUUAUUCUAAAAAAUAAAAAGACUGGUGAAGUAGAACAGCUUGUACCUACACUUACAACUGAAGGUAUUGAGGAAAUGCGGAAUAUGAUAAAACGUGUCGAUACUUUAGCAAACUAUGCAAAAUCUGUUGGAGUUCGAGUUAUGGUGGAUGCAGAGCAAUCAUAUUUUCAACCUGCUAUAAGAAGAUUGAUUAUAGAAAUGAUGCGUCUAUUUAAUAAAGACAAGGCUGUAAUAUUUGGCACUUACCAGUGUUAUCUGAAGGAAGCACUUGAAUCACUUACUCAAGACUUAAAUCAUGCUGCUACAGAAAACUUUUACUUCGGUGCAAAGUUAGUUAGAGGGGCUUAUAUGGAUCAGGAGCGUGCACGUGCCAAAGAGUUAGGGUACGAAGAUCCAAUUUGUUCAGACUUCAACGCUACAACAGCCAUGUAUGAAUCAUGUCUAGAGGAGGUGUUUAAAGCUAUUAAAAAACGCAGAAGCGGUCAAGUUAGUGUUAUGAUAGCUAGUCAUAAUGAAGAUACCGUUCGAUAUGCUUUAAAAAAUACCCUGUGUAGAUAAGUGACUGAUGAAAGCAAGUAAUUAUUAAAUUAUAAACUUAAGUGAAACAAUUUUAUACAAGUAGUAUAAGAUAAUUAUCUGGGUUUUUUUAUAUUUCUUGAUUUACUUGUUGCUUUCAAACAAAAUAAUCACUUCAAUAUGUAGCAGGAAUCAAUGAUAGUCUUAGGAAGCAGAAGAAAUCUAAUCAACAGACCAUCAAUGUAAUCGGAGCAUAAUUUAUUCACAACUAGCGAAUGAUAGAUUUAAUAGUGCAAAUCUAUCAAUGCUGAGGUCAUUCAGCUACGCUGUAAGCAACCAAUCAUAGGAAAGGUCAUAAAUAUAAUGAAAACAACUGUUUUAGUGGAAUAUCAUUGAUUUAAUGUAAUAAAGGGACACAUUAUUUGUGAGCAGAAGGUGGAAAUGAUGAACAGUUAUUCGGAGUUAAGUCAUUUUGGGAAUGUUGUUU
Molecule: messenger RNA, 1717 nt
Organism: Schistosoma bovis
Lineage: Eukaryota; Metazoa; Platyhelminthes; Trematoda; Strigeidida; Schistosomatidae
Source: the annotation of a GenBank genome assembly